ACCGCCGGAGCAGUGAACUAAAACAAUCACCCUCAUCACUCCUCCUGCUCCCCACCGACCGACCGACCGAACCGCCUCGUCCGUGGCGUCUCUACAAACCCCAGGCUCAGCUGACAGACGCCAGCUAGGAGCCACUGCCUGCCUCGCUGCGUGUUUCUCUCUGUCAGCCAUCCUAGUCGCUCAUUUACAGUGCAGCCCGGUAGUGUGCGGUCGAGAAGAAGAAGAAGCAGCCCAUUAAGCGAGUGUGUCUUCUGUCCUACAACAGGGGUAAAAGCAUGUCUGCUCAGCCCGGUGAGGAGCUAGGCUCGGAGGGGAAGUGGUUUGGGGAUGACUAUGAGAGGAACGGCCUGUUUGGGAACACACCGACCCGGUUCGACGAGCUGCGUGAAGACUUUAAGCCGAGAGGCGGCGACGCGGCGGGCGACCUGGAUCAACAAUUUCAUCCUUACCAGGACGACGGGAAAAGGCCUGCCGUUGCUAUGGAAACUGCAUCUACAGGUGAUCCCAUGUCUGGCCUGUUUAGGAAGCCGAUGAAUGAUGAUGGCGAUGUGUACACUUCCCUGCUGUCCAAUCAGAGCUUCACAUCAGGCCGGGAAGCCUCCUACCUGUCUGAUGACCUGAAGCCCUCCAAGCACUCUUCUGGUUCCUCUGCCCUGGAUCAGUUCUCAAGUGACACUUACAGCUUCAGUUCCAACACCAAGAUGACUUCCAGCCUGACCGAUGACAUGCCAAAAUCCCUGCUAGCCUCAGAGAAGACAGAAUCCUACAACUACAUGGAUAUCAGCCACAGUGAUGAGCGCCACGACCAGCACCAGGGGGCUCUACACAGCCUGGUGGAUAAAGGCUCAGCUGGGUAUGACUCACUGGGCAGCUACAUAGAUAAGAGCCCCGGAAAAGGUAAGGAUGAAGAGGAGGAUGAGGAAGAAGAAAAUCUAGGUCCAGCACUGGGCUCUCACUCUUUCCCCUACGUGGAGGAACCAUCUGAUGAGGAGCUGACGGACUACCGCUCCUACCGAAACCUGGGUAGCACCCCACAGUCGGCCAGCCCAGUGAAGAUCACCUUGACCGAGUCGCAGCCUCCAGCGGCUAAAGCUGAGCCAAAGCAACAGCCCGCUUCAGUUAGUGACCGUGAAAACGUCCUGAGUGUGGGCUUACAGGGGGUUCCCACGGUGACACUAUCUGAGCCAGAGGACGACAGCCCUGCUUCCACUCCCAAUGCCUCGCCGACACAAAAAGAAUUCCCCUCGCAUGACAAGUUCAAGGCUGAGGCAGUGAAGCCUGCAGCUUCCAAAAGCAGCCCAGGCACAAAGGCCAGCAGCAGGGAGCAUGAUGGCAGCAGCGCCGAGUCUGGAGACUCAGAGAUCGAGUUGGUGUCUGAGGAGCCUCCCAAGGCCAGUAGCAACCCAUUUGCAGAGCCGCCUAAAAGCAAGGGCACUUUCAGCCAGCCUAACAACCCUUUUGACAAUCCCCCAGUCGCCAAGGGUGGUUUUGGCCUUGCUGGAAGCCACGCUCCACCCACAGCCUACAGUAUAUUGAGGGAAGAGAGAGAGGCAGAGCUUGACAGUGAUCUCUUCAUUGAAUCCGCGUCUGAAGAAAGCCCAAAGAGAGAGCAGGGUUUGAGUGGUCCCAAGCAGGGAGUCAGCCCUCCCUCUCCCCUGAUUCCUAGUGCAGUACCUCCCCGCAGUACCACUGAGGCGGUGCCAGCUGAGCCCCUGAUCACAGAAAAGGUCAAGAACCCAGUGAAAACAGAGGAGGAUCGCCCCAGCAAGCCCAAGCCCCCCACUGCUGCCGUGCCUCCAGAGGUGAGAUCAGAAAAGCCCCACCAGGAUGACACGCACAAGAUCACCAGUGAGGGCAAAGGAGACUUAGGAAAACCUGCUGUAUCCGUAUUCAUGGAGGGCUUUAAUAAACAAAAAGCGAUUGACCUGCUCUACUGGAGGAAUGUGAAGCAGUCGGGGGCCGUGUUCAGCAGCGUCCUCCUGCUCCUCUUCUCCCUGACCCAGUUCAGUGUGGUCAGUGUCGGAGCCUACUUAGCCCUGGCAGCCCUCUCUGCCACCAUCAGCUUCAGGAUCUACAAGUCUGUGCUGCAGGCUGUGCAGAAGACCGAUGAGGGACAUCCUUUCAAAUCCUACCUGGAGAUGGAAAUCGCUCUCUCUCAGGACCAGAUUAGUAAAUAUGCCGACAAAAUCCUGCUGUACUCUAACACCUGUAUGAGGGAGCUCCGCAGGUUGUUCCUGGUACAAGAUCUGGUCGACUCAUUGAAGUUUGCUGUUCUGAUGUGGCUGCUGACCUACGUGGGCGCUCUCUUCAACGGCCUGACACUGCUCAUCCUUGCUGUGGUUUCCAUGUUCACUAUGCCUGUGGUCUAUGAGAAACAUCAGGCACAGAUUGAUCAGUACGUGGGACUAAUACGGACCCAGGUCAACUCCGUUGUGGGGAAGAUCCAGGCAAAGAUCCCUGGGGCCAAGAGAAAGGAGGAGUAGACGUGUUGUCUCACUGAGAAGCUGACGGUCCAGUCCAGCUCAGAGUCAGGCUCACUGCUAAAUAGCCUGGUCGUCAUCUGUGGGGCGUAGUGCUAUGUCAUCUUGGUGUUCUCUAAAAGCAUCCACUGGAGAAGCCUUCACCCUGUCUAUAGCAGUUUAAACACUAACACACACAAGUCACAUGUACGUACAAAAAUCCUGUUUCUAGGUAGUCAAGUACACAAUUCGAAGACAAAAAAAGAAACUGACUUUUUUUGUGUUGCUUAUUAUAAAGUGCAUGAAGUCGAGCCUUGGGUAAAUAUUUGAUAUCUUUUGUGCAGUUUUUAAAUCACGCUACAUUUUUGCUUUGCAGUGCUUACCACAAACUGUAUGGUUUGGCACAAAAAGGCUAAAUGCCCACAGACGUGCUCUGCUGCCAAUGUUAAAUACUGCAUCAUGUUUCUGAGUUAGCAGAUGGGGCUUCUCUCGGUAUAUGUCAAUAUAUAUAAAUAUCAAAAAUGAUUUCCUUUUGGUGUUUCCAAGCACAAAAUAAUUUAACAAUAUGCGUCUUAGAUGUGGUAACUGUAGGGUUUUUGCUUUUGUAUAACCAUAAGGAACAAUUCACACGCUCAUGUUUUAGGUACUGUUGUACAACUACUAUGAAGACAAGGAGUAUCUGGUGAUAUUUAGCUUGUUUGAAUAACUGUCCAACUUUGUACUAUGUUCAACUAUACUCUGUAGUUCUUUAGACCCUGGACUCUUUAACUAUUUGCACUUACAGUAUGUAUUUAAUUACAAGAAUAAGAAAAAUAAAUGUACCUUGAUGUA
Messenger RNA from Acanthochromis polyacanthus (spiny chromis), 3290 nucleotides. It is a transcript of the gene rtn1a, whose product is annotated as reticulon 1a. Bases 276 to 2483 code for a protein of 735 amino acids. The transcript has 9 exons. The record is from RefSeq and is a predicted model, not a curated record. Gene Ontology annotation, biological process: neuron differentiation; endoplasmic reticulum tubular network formation; brain development. NCBI's taxonomy places the organism in Eukaryota, Metazoa, Chordata, Actinopteri, Pomacentridae. Gene Ontology annotation, cellular component: postsynaptic density; neuron projection.